UUAUCCAAUAUAACCAGAGAUAUCUCUGAAUAUAACACAUUAUUCUUUGUUGUCAUUGUAGAUGUCAAAAGUUAAUGAUUCGUAAUAGGUAAAUUAGCGAAAUAAUCUUUUAUAAUGGUUGACGAAAGUAGACUAAAGUUUUGGUUAUCUAAGUAUCAAAACCCAGACAUAGUUUUAAGGGACAUCUUGACAGUAACAAAUUUUUAUCAUGGACUUAUUCCUACCCAAGAACUAUACACUUUUAAUGAUGGGAGUCGAAAGGAAUUGGUUAAUUUAAGUGGUACAAUACCAGUCAGAUUUAAUGGCACCAUUUACAAUAUACCAAUAUGCAUUUGGCUGGUUGAUACUCAUCCAAACAAUGCACCUAUAUCUUAUGUUAAACCCACAGCUGAUAUGGCCAUAAAAGUUUCAAUGUACGUUGAUCACAGUGGAAAAAUAUAUUUGCCAUAUUUAAGUGAUUGGGUUCCGAAUUCUUCUGAGUUAUUGGGAUUAAUACAAGUUAUGAUUGUUACUUUUGGAGAACAACCACCAGUAUUUGCAAAAUCAAAAGAAAAUGAUGUUCCUUACCCCACAGGAUCAUUUAUGCCCCAACCAGGUGGUAACUACAGGCCUCCUUAUCCAACAGGUGGUUACCCACCAUCAUCAGGAUACGGUAACUAUCCACCGUACCCUCCAAGUUCCGCCUCUGGAUACCCUGCUUACCCUACCCCAUACCCUCCUUACCCCACUCCUGGUGGAUUUGGAACUCCAGGUUCGUUGGUUCCCGGUACAGGAACCAUCAAGGAAGAACACAUCAGGGAAUCGUUGUUGACUGCCAUCGAAGAAAAAUUGCUAAGAAAAAUGAAAGAACAGUUUCAGCAGCACCAGGCUGAAAUGGAGACGCUGAAAAAAACACAGGAGGAGCUAAGACAAGGGAAAGUUAAAUUGGAGGGUAUAUUGGGCAGGAUGGAGAAAGAACAGAGCGACUUGGACAAAAACAUCACAUUAUUAAAAGAUAAAGAACAGGAAUUGGACAAAGCAAUCGAAAAAAUUAGCAAUCAGGAAUCAAUAGAUGUGGAUGAUGCUGUAACAACCACUGCACCUUUAUAUAAGCAAUUAUUAAAUGCAUUCGCAGAGGAAGCCGCUUUGGAAGACGCAAUCUACUACAUGGGAGAAGCUUUAAGAUGUGGAGUAAUAGAUUUAGAUAUUUUCUUAAAACAAGUCAGAACUUUGUCAAGAAAACAAUUUAUGCUUAGAGCCGUUAUGCAAAAGUGCCGUCAAAAAGCCGGCUUGUCUUGUUAAUUAAUUGUAAAUAUUGCUGUAUUUUUUAUGUUAUGUAUUAAGUUAUAUUUAAUUAUUUGUAGAUUAUAUAAGCUUACAGCAGUUAAAUAUAUAGAUUUUAUCAAUUA
This is a messenger RNA of Brassicogethes aeneus, 1388 nucleotides long. NCBI's taxonomy places the organism in Eukaryota, Metazoa, Arthropoda, Insecta, Coleoptera, Nitidulidae. The record is from the annotation of a GenBank genome assembly.